Phaedon cochleariae (mustard beetle) is the source of this 533-nucleotide messenger RNA. The record is from the annotation of a GenBank genome assembly. NCBI's taxonomy places the organism in Eukaryota, Metazoa, Arthropoda, Insecta, Coleoptera, Chrysomelidae.
AGAAUCGAAGUUAUUUUUAAUUAAAUUUGUAAAAUAAGAAUUAUCUACUAGCAAAAAUGUACACCGCUCUCUUGCUAGUGAUUGCUGUUAUCGGAAUAGUAGAGGCUAGAGUUUUGACCAGCGAACAAAAUAAGAAAAUCAUCGAUUGGAGCAAGGAAUGCCUCAAGGAGUCCACCGUAGACAUGGAUGUCCUGCUGGAUGCUGCCAAAGGCGAAUUCGCAGACGAUCCUAAACUCAAGAAGCAUAUCCUCUGUUUCAACAAGAAGAUCGGAGUUCAGGACUCUGACGGGAAAAUCGUUAUGGACAAAAUCAGAGCCCACUUGACUGAUGCCACCGGGGAUCCUAAGGAAACCGAAGAGAUUAUCAAAAAAUGCAUGAUCGAGCAGGAUACGCCUGAAGAUACAGCGUUCGAAACGGCGAAAUGUCUGCAUCAGAUGAUACCACAUGAAACAGAUUCAGAGUAAUACAGGAACUGAUUGAAUGAAAUGAAUUCGGAGUUAUAGGUUUUAGAUAAUAUAUCAUUCAAAAAAUAA